CGCGUAACCGUCUCCGUCGAAGUCGAUGUUAAUCAUCUGGUCAUCGUGAUCGUCAUCGCCAUCGCCAACGCCAGUAGCUCAGUGAUCAGUGAUCUGUGAUUGAUUGAAUCGUAGAUAGCAUCGAUUGAUCGAUCGCAUGCAUCGUUGAGGUUUAAAGCAAUGACAAUCCCCACAGUUCCCUGCUUUCAGACAAUGGCCGCUUUGGGCCUUUUAAUGCUUGUUGGCGUCCAUGGAACCACCAUAAUCAGCAUUAAAUACCCGCACACACUAUCGCAGCAGCAGCAGCAGAUGGCAGGCGGCAAUAUGGGGGAGCUGGAGCAUCCGCAGCCGGCAAAGCGGGACCUUAGCUUGAGCUAUGCGGCGACCAAUAUUGACUCCAAGGAGGGGACACGCGUCAAGACCAUCACCGUGAUCAAGAAUUUGGGUGGCGUCGGCGGAGGAGUGCAGAAGCAGCAGCAGCAGCAGAAGCUGGCCAUCGAUCCGUCACUGCAUCAGAACGAGGAUUGGGCGAGUGCAUUUCGCGAUAACUUUGACUCCUAUGGGGCCCUGCCCGAUGUACCCGAUAUAGACGAUUUGUUUGAGUUUGUGAAUCGCAAGAAGAAGCCCGACGAGCCGAAGAAGGCACAGGAUGCGGAGGCCAAACCCAAGCCAAAACCAAAGCCCAAGCCCGUAGAGGAGACGACCACCACGAAGGCCAUCAGUGAGCACAGCGAGAGCAGUGGCAGUGGCAGUGGCAGCGGUAGCAGUAGCAGUAGCAGCGGUAGCACCAGCAACAUUGACAGCGAUGAGGCAGUGGUGGAGAAGAUCAAGGGCGAUGCCGAGCUGCUGCCACACAUUAAGCAGGCGAAUAUCCUACGUCUGCAGGCGGCCCAGGCACGCGCCUCCAUGGAGAGUCGCCUGAAGACACGCGAGUCCCUAAUUGCCGUCAACUACUCGACGCCCAUGCACCAGGUGACGCAGUACUUUGACAACUAUGUCCAGGCGGUGCCCAAUGGCUAUGAUUACGCCAAGCCAUGCGGUGCCCCGCCUGCGGGCAAUAGCUAUCAGGUGACGACGCCCUCGGGACGCACCUACGACAUACCGCAGAGCAAUAGCAGCGGCACUGGAGGCGGCAAUCAUCCCUACUUGGCGCCGUCGAUCACGAAGAAAACUCAGAUUCCGCCACUGGCUCCGGCGCAGACGCAGGGACAGCAGCCGCAGCCGCAGCCGCAGCCGCAGCCUCAACAGCCGCCCAAUUACUCCUCGGUCAACUCGAUUGUGCCGCCCGUGGGCAAUCCUCCUCCACAGGCCCAGGCGCAGCAGCCUCCUUUCCAGCAACAGCCGCAACCGCAGCCACAGCAGCCAAAUGGCGGAAUACUGCCGCCUCUUCCGGCUGUCGGCAAUGGGAUCUCCACCAGCCAGCGGCCAUAUGUGGCGCCCAGGCUGCGCAACAAUGGGCUGGGCAUCAAUCGGGGACCAGUCUCACCGUUGCCACCGUUAGGCUCGACGCCCCAGCAGGCGCCCAGCUUCCGCUCUGGCAUCUUUGGAGGCGGAGGCGGCGGCGGUGGCAGUGGCGGUCCGAACACGCUGCGAUCGCGUGGCCUGAAGUAUUGA
This is a messenger RNA of Drosophila obscura, 1593 nucleotides long. Its product is annotated as protein transport protein SEC31. The transcript is spliced from 2 exons. Bases 160 to 1593 code for a protein of 477 amino acids. Lineage: Eukaryota; Metazoa; Arthropoda; Insecta; Diptera; Drosophilidae. The record is from RefSeq and is a predicted model, not a curated record.